ACUGAUCUGAGAAGGAAGGGUUUUCCAUGUGGUGACAGAGGAUACAGGAAUUUGACCCAGGAGCAAGUGCACUAUGACCUUGCAUCUGCCUGCUGCAUUCUGAUUUCUCUGGGUGGAAUUUUGGGAAGAGUUUCUUCUCUUGCUGCUGUUUUUCUAAGGGGCCUGGGAGCCAUAAGGUGAAGGCUCCAGACCUGACUCCUCACCACUAGACAAGGGCAAGCCAUGAAGCAAGAGGAAGAUGCCGGCCCAGAGGCUGGCUUCUGUCUGGGUCCUGUCCUGCAGUCCUGGGGGCUGCAGUUGACGGAGCAGCACUCACAGUCCACCAUGCUUGCGGGGAUUGUAAUUGGAGCCCUCCUGGCCCUCGCCCUUGUUGGCAUCAUCAUCUUUUUUGUGUACCGGAGGGUUACCCGAUUCCGACAAGUACAGCCCACUCCUCAGUACAGAUUCCGAAAGAGAGACAAAGUGAUGUUUUACGGCAGGAAGAUCAUGAGGAAGGUGACCACGCUGCCCCACACUCUUGUGGGGAGCACCGCCGCCCCCAGGCAGCGGGCAAGGAAGAGGACCAAGGUGCUGUCUUUGGCCAAGAGGAUUUUGCGUUUCAAGAAGGAAUACCCAACCCUGCAGCCAAAGGAGCCACCACCCUCCCUGCUGGAGGCGGACCUCACGGAGUUUGACGUGAAGAAUUCUCACCUGCCAUCCGAAGUUUUGUACAUGCUGAAGAACGUGCGGGUCCUGGGCCACUUUGAGAAGCCGCUGUUCCUGGAACUUUGCAAACACAUGGUCUUUGUACAGCUGCUCGAAGGGGAACACGUCUUCCAGCCGGGAGAACCAGAUACCAGCAUCUAUGUGGUGCAGGACGGGCGCCUGGAAGUCUGUGUCCAGGAUGCGGAUGGUACCGAGGUGGCGGUCAAAGAGGUUCUGGCUGGAGACAGCGUCCAUAGUCUCCUCAGCAUCCUGGAUGUCAUCACCGGCCACACUGCUCCAUACAAAACUGUGUCCGCCCGUGCCGCCGUCCCUUCCACUGUCCUCCGGCUCCCCGCGGUGGCUUUUCAAGGAAUUUUUGAGAAGUAUCCCGAAACCCUGGUGAGGGUGGUGCAGAUCAUCAUGGUGCGGCUGCAGAGGGUCACCUUUCUGGCUCUGCACAACUACCUGGGCCUGACCACAGAGCUCUUCAACCCCGAGAGCCAGGCCAUCCCCCUGGUGUCUGUGGCCAGUGUGGCUGCUGCCAAGGCCAAGAGGCAGGUGUGCUGCGGCUCUGAGGAUCGUCUUGAGAGGCCCCUCCGGCCCCAGGAGUCCUGCGACCCAGAUGGAGGGGGAAGCCGCACAGCGGCCCCGGGGCCUCUGCUGAAGAGAAGCCAGUCCGUCCCGCUGCCUUCUGUUCAUGAGGAGAUCCUGGAUGAGCUUGGGAAGGCCCAGGCGGGUGACCAGCCCCCUUUUGCUCCAUCAGGGGGCACAGCAGGUGCAACCUCAGACCUGAGGAUGGCAUGUGACCGUGCCAGGGUCCUCCUCCAUGCAGAAGAACACCUUGGGAGCUCUGUGGCCAGCAAGUCCAAGAAGAACGUGACUGUUGCAGACACUCCCUCUGCGGUGUUCCACUACUCAGAGACCGACUCAGAUGAGACCGCCGCCAGCAGGAAGACAGACGCCAUCUUCAGAGCUGCCAAGAAGGACCUGCUCACCCUGAUGAAGCUGGAGGAUCCCUCGCUCUUGGACGGCCGGGUGACGCUUCUCCACGUUCCGGGGGGCACAGUGGUGUCGAGGCAGGGAGACCAGGACGUGAACAUCCUCUUCGUGGUCUCGGGGCUGCUGCACGUAUACCAGCAGAAGAUUGACAGUGAGGAGGACACCUGCCUGUUCGUGGUGCGCCCGGGGGAGAUGGUGGGCCAGCUGGCCGUGCUCACGGGAGAGCCCCUCAUCUUCACCAUCAAGGCCAACAGGGACUGCAGCUUUCUCUCCAUCUCCAAGGCAUACUUCUAUGAGAUCAUGCGGAAGCAGCCAGCCGUGGUCCUGGGUGUGGCGCACACCGUCGUCAAGCGGGUGUCAUCCUUCGUGCGGCAGAUCGACUUCGCGCUGGACUGGAUGGAGGUGGAGGCCGGGCGCGCGGUGUACAGGCAGGGCGACAGGUCAGACUGCACCUACAUCGUCCUCAGCGGCCGGCUGCGCUCUGUGAUCCGCAAGGAAGACGGCAAGAAGCGCCUGGCGGGGGAGUACGGCCGGGGAGACCUCAUUGGUGUGGUGGAGACGCUCACCCACCAGGCCAGGGCGACCACAGUGCACGCCGUUCGGGACUCAGAGCUGGCCAAGCUUCCGGCAGGAGCCCUGACAUGCAUCAAGCGCAGGUACCCACAGGUUGUGACUCGGCUGAUUCAUCUCUUGGGUGAGAAGAUUCUGGGCAGCCUUCAGCAGGGAACUGCUUCAGGCCUUUGUGCUGUCGCUGCGGUCUCCCCUACUCGUGUGCUUCCCAGAACUGCUGUGGAGGCAGGCUGGCUGCCGCUCUGUACUCUGUUCCGUUCUCAGAGCCUCUGCUGUGUGGUGCUGGCUGGGUCUGUGCGUAGGCCACUUGGAGGUCACCAGUUUGGGCUGCACACUUCAGGCGGCAAGUGGGACUCGGGGAACCCUGCCAGCAAUCUCUCCACGGUGGCGAUCAUGCCUGUGUCAGAGGAUGUGCCCCUCACCGCCUUUGCCUUGGAGCUCAAGCAUGCCCUCAGUGCCAUCGGCCCCGUCCUACUGCUGACCAGUGACAACAUCAAGCAGCGCCUUGGGUCUGCUGCUCUGGACAGCGUCCACGAGUACCGGCUGUCCAGCUGGCUGGGGCAGCAGGAAGACAUCCACCGGAUCGUGCUCUACCAGGCGGACAGCACGCUCACGCCGUGGACCCAGCGCUGCAUCCGGCAAGCUGACUGCAUCCUCAUAGUGGGCCUGGGGGAGCAGGAGCCCACUGUGGGCGAGCUGGAGCAGAUGCUGGAGAGCACGGCCAUGCGUGCCCAGAAGCAGCUGGUCCUGCUGCACCGGGAGGAAGGGCCGGCACCGUCCCGCACCGUGGAGUGGCUGAACAUGCGCAGCUGGUGCUCCGGCCACCUGCACCUGUGCUGUCCGCGCCGCGUCUUCUCCCGGAGGAGCCUGCCCAAGCUGGUGGAGAUGUACCAGCGAGUGUUCCAGAAGCCCCCAGAUCGGCACUCAGACUUCUCCCGCCUGGCUCGGGUGCUGACCGGCAACGCCAUCGCCCUGGUGCUUGGGGGCGGGGGAGCGAGAGGCUGUGCCCAGGUCGGCAUCAUCCGGGCCCUGAUGGAGUGUGGCAUCCCAGUGGACAUGGUUGGAGGGACGUCCAUCGGGGCCUUCAUGGGCGCCCUGUACUCCGAGGAGCGGAACUACAGCCAGAUACGGAUCCGGGCCAAGCAGUGGGCUGAGGACGUGACGUCGACGGUGAAGACCGUGCUGGACCUGACCUACCCGGUCACCUCCAUGUUCUCGGGGGCCGGCUUUAACAGCAGCAUCUGUAGCGUCUUCAAGGACCGACAGAUCGAGGACCUGUGGAUCCCAUACUUCACCGUCACCACAGACAUCACAGCCUCUGCUAUGCGGGUCCACACGGAUGGCUCCCUCUGGAGGUACGUGCGUGCCAGCAUGUCUCUGUCCGGCUACAUGCCUCCCCUCUGUGACCCCAAAGACGGGCACUUGCUGAUGGACGGGGGCUACAUCAACAACCUCCCAGCGGAUGUGGCCAGGUCUAUGGGGGCAAAGGUGGUGAUUGCCAUUGACGUGGGCAGCCAGGAUGAGACGGACCUCACCAACUAUGGCGAUGCGCUGUCUGGGUGGUGGCUGCUGUGGAAGCGCUGGAACCCCUUGGCCACAAAAGUCAAGGUGCUGAACAUGGCAGAGAUCCAGACGCGCCUGGCAUAUGUGUGCUGCGUCCGGCAGCUGGAGAUGGUGAAGAACAGCGAGUACUGUGAGUACCUGCGCCCCCCCAUCGACAGCUACGGCACUCUGGACUUCGGCAAGUUCAACGAGAUCUGCGAAGUGGGGUACCAGCAUGGGCGGACCGUGUUUGACAUCUGGCGUCGGAGUGGUGUGCUGGAAAAGCUGCUACAGGACCGGCAGGGGACAAGCAAGAUGACGGCGUGUGGCGUCCUCACCUGCCCCAAUGCCUCCUUCACGGACCUUGCUGAAAUCGUGUCCCGCAUUGAGCCCGCCAAAGUAGCCAUGGUGGACGAUGAGUCUGACUACCAGACCGAGUAUGAGGAGGAGCUGCCAGAUGGCCCCAAGGACAUGUACGCUGACUUCCAGAGUGCCCCGGCCCACUUGGGCUCUGACUCGGAAGACGAACCCUCACUUCGGCAUCGGCAACCCAGUCUGGCUUCCCAAAACUGCCCCAGGACAGCAGCUGCUGCUGACACACUUGCGAAGAUGGGUGGAGCUCUCCCCUCCGAGGCACCCUAGAGUCAGCCUCUGCUGUGGGCCUGUCUCAGAGACUGUGGCUCCUACAGCUCCUCGGGUCUUCGCCACCCGGCUGGGGCCCAGGGCCCAGCUCCUCCUGUGCUGGACCCAAGCUGUGUGUGUUUGGGCAGGGGUGGGGGCAGGGAGGGGGGCAGGGAGCUGUCUCUGGAUGCUCUGCACUGUCAGCUGCUGGUGGAGCACUCAGGCCUGGCACCCCUGCACACAAGCAGUCCUUGGGGCGCCCCGAGGCCUCUCAGAGAUGUUGGAGCCCCUGAAGCAUCCGCUUGAUGUGUCAAUAAAGUAGAUCUGAUUGCUCACGGA
Suricata suricatta (meerkat) is the source of this 4755-nucleotide messenger RNA. RefSeq names its product patatin like phospholipase domain containing 7 (gene PNPLA7). Bases 223 to 4437 code for a protein of 1404 amino acids. Gene Ontology annotation, biological process: lipid metabolic process. NCBI's taxonomy places the organism in Eukaryota, Metazoa, Chordata, Mammalia, Carnivora, Herpestidae. The transcript is spliced from 37 exons. Gene Ontology annotation, cellular component: endoplasmic reticulum. Gene Ontology annotation, molecular function: phosphatidylcholine lysophospholipase A1 activity. The record is from RefSeq and is a predicted model, not a curated record.